AUGGUCUGCCUUGAGAAUGUCGCUCGCAAGGUGACAGCAGAGAUUGUGACAGAGCAGCUUCGAAGUGCCGGAUACUGGGCAGUCGCCUACUUCAUCAACUCCUCAUCCUUCGGAAUUCCGCAAAGUCGUUGCCGCUUGUAUGUUUUGGGAAUUGAUCCACGACAGUGCGACAUUUUAGACCCGCCAGAUCAAUGGGUGAAGUGGUUGGAGGACAUUUCAGCUGAGUGCACCGUCCACAAGCCAGGAUUCGGAAGUUUGAUGCUGGAGGAAGCGGAUUCCUACAUCCAAGAUGCAUUGAGUAAGCUAAGGAAAAGACAGGCAACAGAGGAUGAGGUCAAAGAGUCCUUGAAAACAGGCAGAACAUGGCCCAAAUGUUGGGAAAAGCAUGAGGCCGCGAGAAAGCAGUUGAGCGAAAGACUUGGUGUGAAGGUUCCCUCUGGGCCAAAGCUUUUCGACGAGUUUGCCAAUGACUGGAGCAAGACAUUACCGGCUCGUGAGCAAGACAUUCUGUAUUUGCACCUGUGGGCGAAACUUGUCAAGUUUGGUGAGGACAACAAGGAGAGAUUGCCAUGCCUCCUGCGUGCCCAUCGCCUGUGGCACACGAAGAAGGGACGCGUCAUUACUGGACGGGAACUUUUGCGUGGACAAGGCUACCCUAAAACCAUCAAGACUGGCGCUGAGGAUGGCAGUUGGGUUGUGCCGGACCCUUGGCAUACCAGCUCUGUAAGUUUUGAAGUAUUGUCUUCCUGCGGAUCGAUUGCUGUAAGGCUGUAA
Molecule: messenger RNA, 774 nt
Organism: Cladocopium goreaui
Lineage: Eukaryota; Dinophyceae; Suessiales; Symbiodiniaceae
Source: the annotation of a GenBank genome assembly